GGACUGGAAAUCGUGCUGAAAGUGGCCUUGCGCUGCGUUUUCAGGAUAUCAGGCGCUGAUGUGCGUUUCCUGCAGGGACGAGGAGUGGGAGGGUGGGGAGUGGGGGGUGGAAGAAGCCAAUGAGCCCACCCUCUGCUCAUUCCCAGACCGACCGUCCCUCCAGCUCAGAGCUGCCGGAGCCACGGAGCUGGAGGCAUCGGGGUAACAGCUGCUUCUUCGCCCUCCACCUGGGCUUGCCAUCCACCGUUCGCUGCAGCCGCUCGCCCUCCAGAAUGGCCGAGGUGACCACGGUCCCCGCGGAGACGCCCGACCCCUUUAACGAGUUUGGGGACUAUCACAACUGGACCCAGCUGCUCCAGUACCUGAACUACACCUUCACCUCCUGCGACACCCAUCUGGAUGAGAACACCAAGCGGGUGAUGCUCUUCAUCCUCUACCUGGCCAUCUUCGUGGUGGGGCUGGUGGAAAACCUCCUCGUCAUCUGGGUCAACUGGCACACCUGGGGCCGCAAGAACCUGGUCAACCUCUACAUCCUCAACAUGGCUGUCGCCGACUUAGGGGUGCUGCUCUCCCUGCCCGUCUGGAUGCUGGAGGCCAUGCUCGACUACACUUGGCUCUGGGGGAGCUUCCUGUGCCGUUUCACCCACUACUUCUACUUCGCCAACAUGUACAGCAGCAUCUUCUUCCUGAGCUGCCUCAGCGUGGACCGCUAUGUCUCCUUGGCCACCUCAUCCCACUUCUGGCACCAGCACCAGCACCGGGUGCGCCGCCUCCUCUGCUGUGGCGUGUGGGUCUUCGCCGCCCUCCUCCCCUUCCUGGAGGUGGCCUACACGCAACUGGUGGACCCCUUCGAGCCUAUGUGCAUCUUCCUGGCCCCCUUCGAGACCUAUGAUGAGUGGGCUCUGGCCAUCAGUUUAGCCACCACCAUCUUUGGGUUCCUCAUCCCCUUCUCCAUCAUCGCUGUCUUCAACAUUCUAACGGCCUGCCACCUCCGGCGCUCCAAGCCGGAGAGCAGGAAGCACUGCCUGCUGAUCUACGCCUACAUCGUCGUCUUCCUGGUGUGCUGGCUGCCCUAUCACAUUGUGUUGACUCUGCUGACCCUCGAUGGCAGCCACUUCAUUUUCGGCUGCAGUGGUGCCAACUUCCUCUAUUUCUUCUUUGACAUCAUAGACUGCUUCAGCCUGCUCCACUGCGUGGCCAACCCCAUCCUCUACAAUUUCCUGAGCAAGAGCUUCCGCAGCAAACUCAUCUCAGCCGUGGUGAAGUACAUCCCCAAAGACCAAAUCAGCCAGAAAGGCCAGAACCCUUCCUCGUCCAGCACCCAGCACUCGAUAGUCAUUACCAAAGACAACCUCCCGCCUAAUUAAACAGCCACCGUGCUCUCUGGGCAUCGCUGGCAGCUGAUCGUGGCUGGCUUGCAACAUGAAACCCACAAAGGUCAAAUGAAUUCUUUCCCCUGGCCAUCAGGCAAGACACUUGGGCUUUUUGACGGCAUUUUCUUGUUGCCACUGUGGACAAAUCGAUUUCACUAAAGAAAAGAAAAAACGGCACCCUAGUUUUCAAAGAAUUGCUCGUUUCAUUACUCUUGGUUACUCCGGCUGCUCAGGACCGCGGCGCAAAUCCAGCUGGCAAGCUCGUCUCGGUCUCCCUUAGCUCUCCAGCCCUGGAACCCGCAACUCUUGCCCCCCCAGCUUUUCUGCCACUCCUGGCUUUCGUUUGCAGACGUGCGCCAGAUAUCCCGUACCUAGAGGAGAGCGGGCUUCUAGCGGCCUCUUGCAUCGAAU
This is a messenger RNA of Pelodiscus sinensis (Chinese soft-shelled turtle), 1784 nucleotides long. It is a transcript of the gene ACKR5, whose product is annotated as atypical chemokine receptor 5. Gene Ontology annotation, biological process: G protein-coupled receptor signaling pathway. Gene Ontology annotation, cellular component: membrane. The record is from RefSeq and is a predicted model, not a curated record. NCBI's taxonomy places the organism in Eukaryota, Metazoa, Chordata, Testudines, Trionychidae. Gene Ontology annotation, molecular function: G protein-coupled receptor activity.